Messenger RNA from Colletotrichum fioriniae, 1044 nucleotides. The record is from RefSeq and is a predicted model, not a curated record. NCBI's taxonomy places the organism in Eukaryota, Fungi, Ascomycota, Sordariomycetes, Glomerellales, Glomerellaceae.
AUGCCUCCAGAUCAACCCCCCCUCAACUGCGCCUACAACCGCGACGAUGUCGUCGCCGGCCUCAAGCAAUAUUACUCGGCCCUCACGCGCCUGGCCUACAUUCCAUCAUCAUACGUCGACUUCCCCCCGCCAGGAGGCUGGACAGAUGCCGACCUCGAUAUCGGCGCCCUGCGGGCUCUGCGACGCUCCGAGGUCGUUAUCGACCUGCUGCGCCAUCUCCCCUACGCCAGACCGAUGCACGACGGACCUCGUCCGGGCCCCUGGAACGUCGCACCACAAACCAAGGCUGUGCGCUACCUCCGUCACGAGGGACACUUCAGCCAGUGGUCCGAUCGCGGCGACGCGGGGCUUCAUGAGCUCGCUGCCCUUCCCACGCGCGAUACGGGAGCCGCACCAAUGGAUUUGCCGCCGGACGUUAUUUGUCUCACUUCGCGCACGAAGCCUUAUUGGUGGAUUGUAGACUGCAGCCGAGGUAUUCUCACGCCAUACGAGGAGAAUCUCUACACCGUUGGAAAGGUCCCGCGUAACAAGCCGUGGCGGUGUGUACGGUCGUACUCUGUUACGGACUACUUCUCUCAGCUCGUGUCAAGCCUAGGCGUCCAGUUGUUCCCCGUGCCGCCGACUGAGGACGUCGAUGCCGAGAUCCUCGACCCGAGCGCUCUCGCCAAGUCGUCGGAGCCGGUGGACAUCUACCGCGCCCACGGCUGGGGCACUGGCGAUCUUGCAGACUUCAAGCACGACGAAUGCAUCGUCGCACUCCAGGGCUGGCGGCGCCGGGUGCACGAGGCAGAGCAGAGAAAGAUCGCUCAGGACGUAGAUGACGCAGACGAUGAGGACUUCGAGAUGGACGACAGUGAUGACGACGAGGAUGCGGCACACGAAGGAGAAGCUGGCGAUGGACUAGCUGAUGCUGUGGCGGAUAUGGAGAUGGAUGACUUGAGUGCCGAAGCUGCUGCUCUUAGAGCUGACAUGAGCCCGGAGGAACGCGCCAAGUUUGAUUGCAGACAGACGCAGUCGCACUUUGAGUGGAUUGACGAGGAAUGA